ACAGUGCACCUUUAUCGUGUCUAGCAUUUCGGUUCUCGUCGCCUGCGAGCAGAGCUUCAAACUUUACCAGAAAAUUUGCAGCCCAAACUCUCCAAUGGCUGCAUGCAGUUUAGGGGCUUCAAGUUUUAAGAUAAGACAUCUAAGUUUGGGUUAUGGUGGACCCAAAGUGACUAGAUCGUCUGGUGUAAAAACAAGGUCUUUGGUUGGGUAUAAUGGUCUGGUAAUAUCCCCCAAUACAAAGAAACCAUUGAUUAGGCGGUGGUGUUUGGGUUCUGAAGCUCAAUCUAGUUCAAGUUUAGAUGGAAAUCUCGAGAAGGCCAUUUCUUCUGAUGGAGCUAGCCCACUGGUUCCAAAUUCAAAUGAUGUUGAAUCAUUCCUGGCAGAAUUGUGUGAUACAACCUCAAUUGCAGAAAUUGAACUAAAACUUGGUGAUUUCCAGUUAUAUGUGAUGAGGAACUUAAAUGGUCACAUUACAACUUCACAUCCUCCAAUUUCUGUUCCUGUUAGUUCCCCCCAAAACUUUGAGAUGCCUAGUUCAAAUGGCUCUGCUCCUGCACCAUCUCUAGCCAUCACGAAAUUAGCAUCAUCAGAUGGGAUUGGGACAUUGCUUGAUAAAGCUGCAGAUGAAGGUUUAGUGAUAAUUCGAUCCCCUAGGGUUGGCUUUUUCAGGAGAUCUAGGACUAUUAAGGGAAAGCGUGCACCUCCAUCUUGUAAAGAGAAGCAACAAGUGAAGGAAGGCCAAGUAAUCUGCUACAUUGAACAACUUGGCGGGGAGCUCCCUGUUGAGUCUGAAGUAUCCGGGGAGGUCAUCAAAGUAUUGCUAGAGGACGGAGCUCCAGUUGGAUAUGGUGAUCCUAUAAUCUCGAUUCUUCCUUCUUUCCCUGGCAUUAAAAUUUAAAAGCCUCCGCAGAUGAAGUGAGUUCAGGCAUGGAGUUUUCUGGCGUUGUAAAAAGCGGGGUUUUCCUUAUUUUGCAGAUUAUGACAUAACAAAUGCUGCCUAUGACAUUUGUAUUGUUUUUUGAAGCUUCUCAUUUUGUUUAUAAUCAAACUGCAGAGUUUAUUAGUUUCCUCAUUA
Messenger RNA from Ipomoea triloba (trilobed morning glory), 1075 nucleotides. RefSeq names its product biotin carboxyl carrier protein of acetyl-CoA carboxylase-like. NCBI's taxonomy places the organism in Eukaryota, Viridiplantae, Streptophyta, Magnoliopsida, Solanales, Convolvulaceae. The coding region runs from base 95 to 898 and encodes 267 amino acids. The transcript is spliced from 9 exons. The record is from RefSeq and is a predicted model, not a curated record.